AUGGAUGGAGAUGCGCGGUGCAGAUGGUUAGUGUUUCCUGAUGAUGAUGAUGCCCCCGUACCGAAAGUAUGGAAGGAACCGUUCGAGGCUGACAGCUGCGCGUUGGGAACACGCGAAAAAGCAAAAUCAAAGAGCGGAACCAGGACGGCACGAUCCGAUCACCGCGGUAACGUUACACAACCUCCAUGGCGUAUUCAACCAAGCUCAAGUCCAAGUCCAAGAUACGAAGGCGCGCAGUCAAAUUCAAUAGUCUUGCUGCCUGCCUGCGGCUGUGCCUGUGUGACGCGAACUCUGGUCUUUUGCGGCUGUGCGUGCGCUCCUCUUCGCAUUCGUCUACUUCCUGCCUUCCUCCGUUCCUUCCCGUUUCUGACCUAUGACCGUGCAUUACUACGGAGCAUAUGUUACACAGCAUGCACGCAAUACGUAGUGUCCGAGCGCAACGCAGCGUUCCUUCGGCGUGAGGUGUUGCUAAGUCUCGCUGCGCGCGUGCACGUUCGCACGCAGGACACGCAUGUCGCGGGACCGAUUGCACUAUCUAUUGCGGAGGUUGCAGUAUGCAGUAUGCACGAGGCUGAGAGUGGAUGUUCGCUGCACCGAAAAAGAAGAUUCGAAGAGGUGAGGCAUAUCGGAUUUGUGUCACCGUGA
Molecule: messenger RNA, 645 nt
Organism: Alternaria rosae
Lineage: Eukaryota; Fungi; Ascomycota; Dothideomycetes; Pleosporales; Pleosporaceae
Exons: 3
Coding region: 1-645 (214 amino acids)
Source: RefSeq, a predicted model, not a curated record